AUUCUUGCAAUUCCAGCAAUCCCAUUAACUAUGUCGGCGGGACUUUUAUUUGGAAGUGUCACAGGGACCAUCAUUGUUUCAAUCAGUGGGACGAUGGCUGCAUCAGUGGCCUUUCUUAUUGCUAGAUAUUUUGCCCGUGAACGUAUUCUCAAAUUGGUUGAAGGAAACAAAAAGUUUUUGGCAAUUGAUAAGGCAAUAGGAGAGAAUGGCUUCAGAGUUGUUACACUCCUACGCUUGAGUCCUUUGCUCCCAUUUUCUCUUGGAAACUAUCUAUAUGGUUUGACAUCGGUGAAGUUUGUGCCUUAUGUGUUAGGCAGUUGGUUGGGGAUGCUUCCAGGAACAUGGGCUUAUGUAAGUGCAGGAGCAUUGGGGCGAGCAAUCAUUCAAGAAGAGUCAGAGGUGGGCUUACCAGGAGGAAACGGCCAAUUGGUGACUCUUGGGCUAGGCUUGUUAUUUACAGCCAUUGCUGCAGCCUAUGUUACUCGGCUUGCGAAGGAUGCUGUGAAGGAUCUUGAAUAGAAGUACAACUCUUUGCCACAAGUUACAAGCAAAUGGGUAAUUCCCUAAUACAAAAUUAAAUUUAGAAAGUGUACAACUGCCUUGUACAGUACUGGCAUCUUUUUGAUACAUCUAAUAUAAUGCAAUUAAUUUUUCCCAGUCAUUGUUCAUAAAAAGUUCAAUGACUUAUGAUGUA
Elaeis guineensis (African oil palm) is the source of this 694-nucleotide messenger RNA. Lineage: Eukaryota; Viridiplantae; Streptophyta; Magnoliopsida; Arecales; Arecaceae. The record is from RefSeq and is a predicted model, not a curated record.